Molecule: messenger RNA, 183 nt
Organism: Dentiscutata erythropus
Lineage: Eukaryota; Fungi; Glomeromycota; Glomeromycetes; Diversisporales; Gigasporaceae
Source: the annotation of a GenBank genome assembly
AUGUCAGAUAUUAUGGAAUUGGAUAGCCAAAAAGAUGAAAAAGCUAAAGCAGAUCAACAUAUAGCGUUCAUUCAUUAUCAGAAGUCUGCCAAUAAAGACCAUGACAAUGGGAUAAACACCGAUAAGGAAGAAAAAUCUUUCGAAGGGCCUGUGAAAUCUACUGAAUUGAAUUAUGUUGAUUGA